Molecule: messenger RNA, 1345 nt
Organism: Geodia barretti
Lineage: Eukaryota; Metazoa; Porifera; Demospongiae; Tetractinellida; Geodiidae
Source: the annotation of a GenBank genome assembly
UGCCCUGCCUUGUUCACAGGGACAUUGCUGGCCAUGAAAGGUUCAACCACAUGACCAGAGUCUACUACAAAUAUGCGAUUGCAGCUAUCAUAGUAUUUGAUAUAAAGAGAUUAGCAACCUUUGAAUCCGUUCUAAAGUGGCUGGACGAUGUCAACCAAAAGGUAAUGCUGGAGAAUGGAAGCUCUAUACCAAUCAUCCUCCUAGCCAACAAGUGUGACUUGGACGACCACCAGGUGGACCAGGCAACUCUAGAUGCUUUCUGCAAGACACACGGCAUCACAGCAUGGUUCGCCACUUCAGCAAAAGAGAACAAAAACAUAGAGGAGGCAAUGAACCUGCUGGUGUGCAAGAUAAUGGAGCUGUCGUCACUGAAGGUUGACGGACUCCCGGAGGACUACGUCGAUCUGGCUGCAGAACCAGAGACUACCGGACAGCUGGCCUCCAUUGCUGGAGAUUCCUACCAGCACACGGGGAGGAGAAUCACAGGUGUCGUCCCUUGGAAACCGCAGCAACAAACACCUCAGAAGAGUAAAUGUUGUUGAUUCUCCUUGUUUUUUUUUGCGGUGUGUGCUUGUACGUCCGUUCUUUGUUUAUUUUAUUAUACCUUCAUGAUCAUCAAUCUAUUGUCGUGUAGUAAAAUAAUUAUGUAUAUGGAUACAAUGAAAAUUGGACACACUAACAGCAGAGGUUCAAAAGAUUACUUCUUGAAAGUCUUGGCAGCAUUCGAUGCACUCUUCUGAGCCUCAACGCUGUACCUAUAGGAGAAGUUGUGGUAGUUGUUGAGGAGCUCGUGGUCCAUAGCACUGGAAGGCUCAGGGCGGAUGAGGAUAGCCACCAGGGCCUGGAGGAUGUGCUCCAUUCCCAUGUAGGAUGGCUCCCACUUGUCGACUCCCAGCAGACCCAGACACACUUGCCCCGAGCUCUGACUCACAUUCAGGUGGUAGGGAAACGGAGCAACAAAGUGUACCUCAGGUGGCUUGACUGGAUAAUUCACAGGAACACAUACUCUUGCUUUGAAAACUCCACCUACAAACAGAGCAAAGAUAGGAGUUACAACAAGUGAUUGAAUACACGAACCCUUGUAGACGGAAUCAUCAGGUCCGUUCAAAAGGGCUUCCCAGACGUACAUAUCAGUAUCAGACGGCAAACUGACGGCCACGCCGGCAGGCGGGCUCUUACUCAAUUUUUGGUACUCCUUUUUCAGUCUGGAUACGGAGAUAUCAGAGUUGUCUGUAGACAUACUACAUACCUCUCUGUGUUCUGUGAUCUACAGUGAAGUCUAACGCAGAGGUGUAUAUACCUACCUUCUCAAAGAAACAGCCUGAUCGCCAGACGCCAUUUUUUC